UCCUUCACGUCCCCGGCGUCGUCGUCCGCCUGCUCCUCGUCCUCCUCGUCCUCGCUGUCCUCGUCGUCGUUGUCCUCCUCGUCGCCGCUGCAGGCCACCUCCACCUCCGCCGAGUCGGGCAUACCGAGGACGUGCAGGGCGUCCAGGCCCAAAAAGCAGUUCAUCUGCAAGUUCUGUAGCCGCCAGUUCACCAAAAGCUAUAAUUUGCUGAUACACGAAAGAACGCACACCGACGAGCGGCCGUACUCGUGCGACAUUUGCGGAAAGGCCUUCCGACGGCAGGAUCACUUGAGGGACCACAGGUACAUCCACAGCAAGGAAAAACCGUUCAAAUGCGCCGAGUGUGGAAAAGGAUUCUGUCAAAGCAGGACCCUGGCCGUGCACAAGAUCCUGCAUAUGGAGGAAUCGCCCCACAAAUGUCCCGUGUGCGCAAGGAGUUUCAACCAGAGAAGCAACCUGAAGACCCAUCUUCUCACGCACACGGACAUCAAACCUUACCACUGCGCCUCCUGCGGCAAGGUGUUCCGCAGGAAUUGCGACCUGAGGAGGCACUCAUUGACUCACAAUUUGGGUGUAUCGACGUCCCCUCCACCACCAGGGAUACCUGUGCCUGGUACAGGGGCCGUAGUGCUGCAAGAGACGUCCUAGUGGGCGCGUGGAUCGACUGUGACAAGUCUCGACACUGUGCUAGGGACAUUUUAUUCUACCGAGCCCUUCUUUUCGCUUCGUUCGAUUUCGAGACGAGUUAUAAAGGAAUUUUCCAAGGAUUUUGAACGUUGAAAUCGGCGAAGGGAGGGCAAAGGAGUAGGUAAUUGGUUUCGAUAGACUGAUAGUGGAAAGUCUAAUAUUGUACUAGGGACAUUUAUUAUUUGCACCGAGUCCAAGUUUGAUAUCCAUUUUGGGGGAUAAAUUGGGGAAUUUUCGUAGGAUAGCGAAAAGA
This is a messenger RNA of Apis dorsata (giant honeybee), 940 nucleotides long. Its product is annotated as protein sister of odd and bowel-like. Gene Ontology annotation, molecular function: DNA-binding transcription factor activity, RNA polymerase II-specific; RNA polymerase II transcription regulatory region sequence-specific DNA binding. Gene Ontology annotation, biological process: regulation of transcription by RNA polymerase II; embryonic pattern specification; embryo development. The record is from RefSeq and is a predicted model, not a curated record. Lineage: Eukaryota; Metazoa; Arthropoda; Insecta; Hymenoptera; Apidae. The annotation marks the transcript as partial. The transcript has 2 exons. Gene Ontology annotation, cellular component: nucleus.